CCUCGUUAUUGUUUAUUCCUACUCUUUUUUAUGAAUAUUGUACAUUUAGAUCUCUAGUAACCACGGUUAUUCAACAUGGCAUCCGAUUCUCCACUUUCGGGUGUAAAUGUAGUCCUUGUUAUGGCCUACGGUAGUCUGGUGUUUGUACUAUUGUUCAUCUUCGUGAAGAGACAAAUCAUGCGCUUCGCUAUGAAAUCUCGCCGUGGACCGCACGUACCUUUAGGACACAACGCCCCUAAGGAGCUGAGGGAGGAGAUUGACUCUCGACUCGCCAAAGUUAACGAUAUUCGCUAUGAGCCUCGGCUGCUCUCAGAGAAAGAUGACCGACUUGAACACUCUGGUCAGAAUGGUUGUUACAACUACCUAUACAGAAUGCGGGCUCUUGAUGCCAUCAGAGAUUCUGAUAUUCCGUUCCAUGAUCUGUGCCGCAGUCCGAGGGCUCUGACGGGUCGACGGUACCGGAACUGGCUGAUGGAACUGCGCAACUCUCACUCCCUCUUCAAAAGCAGCAAGAGCAGCCUCAUAGACCGACUACUGGAGGGCUAUGACAACGCUCGACAUGGCAGAGGGGUGUUUGGGGAAACUGAAUAUGUGAAAUAUAAGGAAGAUCUUACUGAACUGGCUGCAGUUGUGAAAACCCACUCCAGUUCCUCCAGCCUGAACCAACAGCACCAGUCAGCUGCUAAAGAUCUGACCAGUUCUCCUGGUCCAUCUUCAGCCUCCACCAUCCAGGUCACCUACCUUCCUUCAUCUGGCCAGCGCAGCAAGAGACCCAAACACUUCCUGGAGCUCAAAAACUUCAAGGACAAUUACAACACGCUGGAGAGCACUCUGUAACGAGAGCCUCCAUUUCCUCAGCAAGGACGUCGCAGUUACUUACGACGUGAACGCGUUUACAUGAACGCCCGAGUGAACCCGGGAGACUUUCCGGAUGCUUUCCGGAUCCAGAGACUACGGACUGAUACUCCACUACGGAGUGAUACUCUUUA
This is a messenger RNA of Chanos chanos (milkfish), 989 nucleotides long. It is a transcript of the gene ltap1, whose product is annotated as lipid transport auxiliary protein 1. The transcript has 7 exons. Gene Ontology annotation, biological process: phagocytosis. NCBI's taxonomy places the organism in Eukaryota, Metazoa, Chordata, Actinopteri, Gonorynchiformes, Chanidae. The record is from RefSeq and is a predicted model, not a curated record. Bases 76 to 837 code for a protein of 253 amino acids.